AUGACUUCUUCAACACAACAAUCAGAAACUGUUGCGAAUACGCCAGUAGGGGAUUCAUCUUCUGAUGUUCAGAUGGCAAAUUUAGAAGAAAAUCAAAUUAAUGACAUUGAUGAAGAAUCAAUUGUCAACGACAAUAAAGCCGGUAAACGAAAACGAUCAACAAAAAAGUCAUUAGAACCAACAGAAAAUAUACCCAAUGGACGUCCAAAACGUACAUUAUCGAAACGUGAAGAAAUACCAACAAAUAUGGUUAAUGGUACAACGAAAACAAAUAAAGGUAGAAUUGAACAAACAAGUGCUGAAGUCGAUGAUGAACAAGAACGUGAUAAACUAAUUCCAAUACUUUAUGAUGUUGCUGAUGUUGUUUGGGUUAAAAUGGGUGGACAUCCUUGGUGGCCAAGUCUUGUUAUUCGAGAUCCAAAUGAUUUAAGUGGAUGUUAUACAAAAAUUUCUGGUAUCUAUUAA
Rotaria sp. Silwood2 is the source of this 465-nucleotide messenger RNA. The record is from the annotation of a GenBank genome assembly. Lineage: Eukaryota; Metazoa; Rotifera; Eurotatoria; Philodinida; Philodinidae.